Linum tenue is the source of this 1733-nucleotide messenger RNA. Lineage: Eukaryota; Viridiplantae; Streptophyta; Magnoliopsida; Malpighiales; Linaceae. The record is from the annotation of a GenBank genome assembly.
CCAACAGAACUAGAACUCCUCCUUAUCUCAACUAGUUAUAGGUUCCUAUAUAUAUUUUGGUUUGUAUUUGUAUAUGUCGUAGGCUUUUCAAACCAACGAAACAUCAUUUGAUGCAAUGGAAGGGUUCGUUCUGUGUUUAUCUGAUCUGGUUAUUUGCUUAAUGAACUUCUCUUAUGGCUCUGCCUAAAUUGUUGUGUUUUUGUUCCAGCUUGGACAAGAGAACGCCAGAAUCAAAUGGCUCAAAUGAGAUUAACCAGAAGAUUGUUAAGCAACUCUUUGAUGUUUCAUAUGUAGAUGUCAAAACUAUAUGCUCUUAUGGAAGAGUUGAAAGUGAAUCAGUUAGCGUUGAAGAAUGAUGAGGAGAUCGCUAGAUUCUUUAACUGUCUGGUUGAUGGAGAAGUCUGCUACCAUCAGACCUGGUGAUCCCUGCGAAAGUGCUUUGAAGCACAACAAAGACAAGGGAGUGGAGGUUAUUAACAUCAGCACAGAUAUCUCAUGCUCCUUGUCAAGAACCACUGCACCCAAGAUGUCAGACAAAGCUGCAAGUGCAAGGAAAAAGGUUAUUACCAUGUGUGUGGACUUCUUAACUCUAGAAGAGUUUUGUAAGGAAAAACGUGUGCGAUGGUUCUUACCACCAGCCUUUUCUAUGUCUGUGCAUGGAUAUUCUGAGGAGAAGAUUAGACGCGUGUACUGUUCAGAAGAUUUCAACGACUAUGAGAAGUUUGAGAGUCAAGAUGAGAGGCUUGAUCUAGCAUUGUAUUUGUUGAAUAACAAGGAGAAUGAGAUUAAAGAUGUGCUUCACCGGAAAGUUGUAAUGGAAAGUGGUGAAAGAAUUGAUGAAGUUGAGGGUACUGCUGAGAGGAGCGAAACACCCAAAAAAGAUGGGAAUUUUACUACUUAUAAGCUGUAGCUGGUUUUCCUUGUUCAAUAAUUAUAGACUCUUUAGAAGAAUAAACAUGACUAGGCUAUUGCGUUGGACUUUUAUUAAUAAUCCUGAUACUGUUUAGUUGUGGGAACGUUGUGGGUUUGAAUAUGGGGGACCUCGAUUUGUUUUAAUUCUUUAUGAGAGGUUGAUAUGGUGUGGCUAGUGGUUUUGUUUGUGUGCUUGUUUCGUGGAUGGGUACUGCUGGUUUUCCAUAUUGCAGCAACUGCGCAUUUUGUUUUGGCUCUAUUCUUAGGCUGCUUCUUGUACUCAUUGUUUUCUGCCUACUUCAUUCACGUCCUGUUUAAGGGACCAAAGAGUUUGAGGUUAUCAAAAACAAGCUCCAAGUAGCAGAUUCUGGAAUGAUGGAAUAGAAUAUUGCACAAGAGAUUAUAUCCUGCCGGAAAAUGACAAGCACAUGUAUUUGGUGGUUCGGAUGCCAAAUACACUACUGUUACUUGUGCCGCAAGGUUUUGAAGCGUACCAGUGACCAUUACGGACCAAAGAACUGCAAGCAACAUAUGGUAGCAUAGGCUUUGAAGUUCAGUCAUUACCAGAUGGAGGAUUCCACUCAGUUUUCAUCAAAGCAGACUUAGACCAGCUAGUGUUGACGAAUGUUAUAUUUUGAUUGAGUAGGCGUUUUACACUAGUCAAUCAAUGUAUAGAACUACCAAUUUGCCUCAUCAGAUUAGCAUGAUGUGGAACCUUCACACCCAUGCUUAAUUGUGGAAACAAAACUCAGAUCAAUGGGAGGAGAAUGAUAGUUGUUCUGUUUUUAUUGACUAGCUUGAUUUAUUGGAAACUUUGCUCU